Molecule: messenger RNA, 4301 nt
Organism: Leptidea sinapis
Lineage: Eukaryota; Metazoa; Arthropoda; Insecta; Lepidoptera; Pieridae
Gene: MFS16
Product: glucose-6-phosphate exchanger SLC37A2
Exons: 14
Coding region: 326-1963 (545 amino acids)
Biological process (GO): transmembrane transport
Cellular component (GO): membrane
Molecular function (GO): transmembrane transporter activity
Source: RefSeq, a predicted model, not a curated record
GUCGAAAUCGAAUAUUGUCCAUGGACUAUCGAGGUUGUUUAUUUAUUUGAAACACUGUAAAAAGUAGUAAAUAGAGUAGCUCACAAAUUUUAAACAAUAUCUUUUUAAGUAAAAACAUUCCCGGUUUAUGUGAAUAGCAUUUAUUAUAACAUUCUAUGUCAAAAACAUUAGUUUUUAUUGUCAAAAAUGCAUGUGUUGUAAUAGUUAUGCUGAGCUUAUAAACAAAGAAGUUUUUAAGAAAAUGUUUAGUGGAAUUAAGUGUGUUCAUAAAUCUUAAUUACAUGAGACUAUAGAGCAGGUCUCGUGUGGGGUCCGGAACCUUUUGAUGAUAAAGAAACUGCUCAAUUUCUUAAAAAUGACGGGGGUGAGUAGGGACGCCCCCAUCGGUAUACAGUGCUUACAAAAAUUUAAUUUGUCGCUUUGUCCUCGGUGGCAAGUUAACAAGCUACGAUGUUACCAAGCCAGCGUCCUAAUCCUCACCUACUUCACGUACAUGACGUAUCACCUCACCCGGAAGCCCAUCUCCGUUCUCAAGAGUGUGCUGCAUCAGAACUGCAGUGCUCUGCCGCCGCCGGACUGGACUCCUACUAAUGACGAGUGGUGCAACUGGCCCCCCUUCAAUACGAGUGACGCUAACACCCUGCUAGGGGCUUUGGACUCAGCGUUCCUGUUCAGUUACGCCGGCGCCAUGUUCGUCUCCGGUAUGAUAGCAGAAAGGGUAGACCUGCGGUACUUCCUGUCGCUGGGGAUGCUGGUGUCAGCCUUCAUGUGCUACUUGUUCGGGCUAGCGAGGACGCUCAGCAUCCACCAUAUCUCCUACUAUCUCCUAGUGCAGGCAGGGGCUGGUAUAGCGCAGACGACCGGCUGGCCGGGUACCGUGUCUGUCGUGGGCAAGUGGUUCGGAGACACCAAGAAAGGUCUCAUAUUCGGCAUCUGGAACUCUCACACAUCGCUUGGGAAUAUCCUGGGCACGGUGAUGGCUGCGGAGUACGUGGAGGGUGACUGGUCGCAGUCGUUCUUCUACCCCGCGCUGGUGAUGGGAGCUGUGGGCUUCCUGGUGUUCCUGUUUCUGGCGCCCGAGCCAAGGUGCGUGGGACUGGCCAUCGACCGCGCUUCCCCGAGCAGACAGAGCCGAAGGUCGACAGAUGAGGAGGAGCCGUCACAAGUCAUCGUGGGAGAUCAGACGGCGAGCCUACGACCCAAUAGACACUCGGCCAACUCCCCGCCGUACGAGGACGAGUCGGUGUCGGAGCACACGUCGCUGCUCCCCCCCCGCGGCCCGGCCCCCGCGUCUCCCUCGCCCGUGUCGCUCGCUCGCGCCCUGCGGAUCCCGGGCGUGAUAGAGUUCUCGAUGUCUCUCUUCUUCGCGAAGCUCGUCAGCUACACCUUCCUGUACUGGCUGCCACUCUACAUCAAGUCUUCAACUUCAUUGACCCCCCGUCAAUCAGGCGAGCUGAGCACAGCGUUCGACGUCGGGGGCGUGGCGGGGGCCAUCGUCGCUGGUCUCUUGGCAGACGCCGUGGGCGUGCCCGCUAUCGUGUGUGUGGUGUUCUACGCACUUUGCGCUCCCACUCUGCUCCUGUACCAAUGGUGGGGCGCCACGUCGUAUGUACUGAACGUGACGCUCCUGGUGGCAGCUGGCGUGCUCGUCAACGGACCCUACGCGCUCAUCACGACUGCCGUCAGCGCGGAGCUGGGUACUCACUCCAGUCUCUGUGGCAACGCCCGGGCACUGGCGACGGUCACCGCAAUCAUAGAUGGCACUGGCAGUAUAGGGGCAGCUGUGGGCCCCAUGCUAGCGGGAGUUGUCUCCAGCGCGGGUGACUGGAGCCACGUGUUCUACAUGCUCAUCUCUUGUGAUGUACUGGCCCUGCUACUUCUACUUAGGAUAGCUAAGUGUGAAGUAGCCAAACUAAGGCACGACAGACGACUCGCCAACCCGAGGCUAGUUCGAAUCGAGUAGUCAAGUUGGUAACCGGGUAUAUGCGCGGUACCUCUUGUACCUGUGUAUAGUACAGUGUGUAUCGAAAGUUACCGUGUGUACAUUAUAAACAGUAUUGUAUGUAAUUUUAAUUGUUUCAUAUUGUCAAAUAGUUCAAUUCCUAUCUGAACAUUGACUUCUAUAAUAUAUAUAUGCUAGGCAGCUAUCUACAGGUAGCGCGUGAGUUGAAUGCAGUCGGGGCCUGAGAUACAGAGCGGGAGCAUGAAAUUCAAAUUUAAAUAUUUUAAUUCUAAAUAGGAUGUGACAUCACUUAUUGAAAGUCAAAAACUACCACCCAUUCCAAAAUGAACGCCUCAGUCCCGAGAAGAAUGGGCGCAACAAUCUCUACGGGCUUUUUUUUCAUCGAUAAAAUAUGUUUACAGGGUAAUAUUGUUCAAUUUAACUUAUUAUUUAAUAGCCUGAGGGCUGUCGCUCCAUUCCCAAUCUGUGGUAUCAUUAAGAAAGUAAUUUAUGUUAUAGUAACCUUUAUCACACAAACGUUUCUUAACAAUUCUUUUGAAUAACUCAAUUCUUUUGUUUUGGACAUUUUCUGGGAUCUUGUAAAAGCAUAUGCAUCGUCCCACAAAAGACUUACUAACUCGACUUAGCUGAGUAGUAGGCUUUAUAAGUUUAUGUCUGUUCCUGGUGUUAGCAUUAUGGUAUAGAAGUCAGUGCAUAAUAUAACAUGUAUAGAUGUUGUAUAAUAGUAUAUUUUAGUAUAUCUCUAUGUAGUUGAAAAUAACGGCAACCAAAUUCUGUAUUUUAUGUAAAAUAAGUCGGGUUGAACUUUGUAUAUAACUGGUUGCAUUUAUUAGUUUUAUUUCGCUCAUUUAAUUUAAUAAAAUCUGGUUAUAUUUUCAGAGCAAUAUAAUUGAAUAAAGGUAACGUUUCAAUUGCCUAGAGACACCUUACCACAUACAUAUUCAACAGUUGUUAAUUGUUAGUUUACUUUACUUGAAUUUUGAAUGUCAAAAGCGAUCGCUGGUCGAUCAAUAGUAACAGUCCUACGUUUUUGUAUCAGUGAUAUGAAAAUGAGAAGUAUUAUUUAUUAUAUUAUAAUGAACAGAAAUAACGAUACAAAGACGAAUUACCUACUUGGUUUUUUUUGUAUGAUUUAGUAAUGUAAUUCAGUAAUAUAGUUAUUCUGCACAGUUAUAAUAAGUAGGUACUCAUAAAUGAUGACAAAGAAGGAUGGCGAGAAUGCAUGUAUUUUGGGACCCACUGAAAGAAGUGGCGUACAUCAUGGAAACUUAUUAAUAAUUGUAGAACGUAAUAAAAGUAAGAAAAAAGCAAAUCGUAUGUACCUAAAUCUAAAAAAGUGGGAGAAAAAAGAUAUACUUAAAAGUAAAAUAUAACCUACUUAUUAAUCAGUAUCUAUUGUUGAAUCAAUAAUUUGUAUCUUCUGUCUAUGCCUAAUUACUGUCUGCUAAAAUAAAAUAUCUAUAAUAUAAAUAAUAAUAAUAUAUGUGGAAGGUUGGCCAGCAGCUAAUAAUUGAGGAUUUACAAUUCGUUCUUGUUUCAAGCAGGUAUCGAAUCUUAAACAUACUUACCUACUGAUUUGAGUAUCAAAAAACAUAAUAAUCUUAUUGUGAAUUAUUCUGAAUUACUGAUUUGAGUAGGUAUAGAUAGUUUGAUGGUGUCAGAACAUCCAAAAAAUGACAGUCAUGUCAAAAAAAUUCAGACGUCAAUUGCACAAAACGUUCCGUUAGUACUUAUUUUUUAAUAAAUUAUAAUAAUUUCUUUCUUUUGACUCCCAUAUCUUAGCGCCUCAAUAAUUUUUAUAUAAACAUCAUAUAAACGUAUGUUUAUAAUUAAUAUAAACUUGUACUUGUACGAUCAUUCCUAAAUUUUUAAAUUAUGUGGGUCCAUUCGCGCCAUCCUCCUUUCGUCUUUCCUUAAAUAAAAUUUACAAUUUCUAUAUAAUAUAAUUACAACUUGACUGUGUUAUUGUGGUAAGGUUUUUACCGCAAGAGCUACCAAUAACUCCGCUGUGCUGUGCAUUUAUUUGCCCAAUCUAUAUUGAUAUCUUACGAGGCUAGUAAUUAAGGAAGGAAAUUGAAUUUUUUCCAUUAAUUUAGAUAUGGGAUUCCAAGCGCACAAAAGCCACACAACAUGCAAUAUCGGUAGAUUCAUAUAACUGCAUGGAACCUAAAGUACUUACUUUUAUAUUUUAUCUAUGACUUGAUUACGAAUGUCGUCUGAAAUUUGGAAUUUUCCCUUUCCCGUUAAUAGAUACAUUUGACUGGACAAGACUUAACAAACAGUGACUAUUGUAUGUAUAUAUUGUAUAUAGUUUAUAAAUAAACAUAUAAUUAAUGUA